AUGUGCAAGGCAACCACGGUAAAAGGAGCGAUUCUUCGUAUUGUUCCUGAGUAUGUGCCCAGAAUUGUAGGGGGAAAAGAUGCACCAGACGGGGGUAUACCAUACCAAGUAUCUCUACGUAGCCUGUACGGAUCACACUUUUGUGGUGGGUCCAUUUUGAAUGAGAGAUGGAUAUUGACCGCCGCUCAUUGCACUGUUGGCAAGACAUCCAGAUCAGUCAAAGUGAUAGUCGGUACAAACAGUCUUAUAAACGGUGGACAGAAGUAUUCAGUGGAGAAAAUUGUUGUCCAUAAGGAAUAUGACGCUGGACUCAUUCAGAAUGAUAUCAGUCUAAUCAAAGUUACUGAAGACAUUGAGUUCACUGACCGGGUCCAGCCGAUACAGCUGCCUGAAUGCAAUACAGAAGCCCAAGCUGAGUUAUUGUUGACUGGUUGGGGAAGACUAUCGUAUCCGGGAAAUUUACCUAAUGACCUACAGAUGAUAAAUGUAACUUCACUAAGCGUGGACGAUUGCCAGAACAGGUUUGACGAUAUCAACCCUGUGUUUGAAACACAAAUUUGCUCCCUAACAAAGGCUGGGGAAGGCGCCUGUCAUGGUGACUCCGGAGGUCCUUUAGUAGAAAACAGCCGAGUGGUGGGGAUAGUAUCUUGGGGAAUGCCAUGUGCCAGAGGCUACCCGGACGUGUACACCAGGGUUUACUCGUUCCUUGAAUGGAUCCAGCUCAACAUGGCUGAAAACGAAGCUGAACAAACUACCACAAAAGUUCUGAAGAUGUUAUAUUAG
Zerene cesonia (dogface butterfly) is the source of this 783-nucleotide messenger RNA. Its product is annotated as chymotrypsin-2-like. Gene Ontology annotation, biological process: proteolysis. The record is from RefSeq and is a predicted model, not a curated record. Lineage: Eukaryota; Metazoa; Arthropoda; Insecta; Lepidoptera; Pieridae. Gene Ontology annotation, molecular function: serine-type endopeptidase activity. The transcript has 6 exons. Bases 1 to 783 code for a protein of 260 amino acids.